This is a messenger RNA of Cyphellophora europaea CBS 101466, 1386 nucleotides long. RefSeq lists its product as uncharacterized. NCBI's taxonomy places the organism in Eukaryota, Fungi, Ascomycota, Eurotiomycetes, Chaetothyriales, Cyphellophoraceae. Gene Ontology annotation, molecular function: metalloendopeptidase activity. Bases 1 to 1386 code for a protein of 461 amino acids. Gene Ontology annotation, biological process: CAAX-box protein processing. Gene Ontology annotation, cellular component: endoplasmic reticulum membrane. The transcript has 4 exons. The record is from RefSeq and is a predicted model, not a curated record.
AUGGCUUCCUUGCUGCAGAUGCUGGGAGACUUUCCCCGGCGCCUCGCGGAGUUCCUUGACCGACCAGGUUUUCCUUGGAAGAAGCUGAUAUUAGGUUUCUCUAUCGGUCAAUUUGCGCUCGAGGGACUGCUUUCUCUGCGGCAAUAUAGGGUACUGCAACAGACCAAACCCCCCAAAGCGCUUCAGGAAGAGAUCUCGCAGGAAACGUACGACAAGUCUCAGGCAUACGGUCGCGCCAAAUCCAAGUUCGGCUUGAUCUCCGGCCUCUACUCGCAGAUUCAGAACUUCCUCUUCAUUCAAUACGAUGUCCUUCCCAAGAUAUGGUCUCUCACUGGCUUCUGGCUCGCACGGUACCUUCCCGCACGCUUCUCUGGGGAGAUCUCACACUCGGUACUCUUUUUCCUAACCUUCAAUGUUAUCUCGCAAAUUCUGGCGCUCCCGCCAUCAUACUACAGUACUUUUGUCCUGGAGGAGAAGUUCGGAUUCAACAAGCAGACGGUCAAGCUGUGGAUUUCAGACAUGUUGAAGAGCCAGGCGUUGAUGGUCGUGCUGGGAACCCCGCUACUGAGCGCAUUCUUGAAGAUCAUUCAGGUCACUGGAACUCAGUUCUUCUACUACCUGUGGCUGUUCAGCAUUGUGGUGCAGGUCUUCGCCAUUACCAUCUACCCGAUCUUCAUCCUGCCGCUAUUCAACAAGCUUUCGCCUCUAGAGCCUGGUGAACUGAAGUCUGGCGUUGAGGCACUGGCGCAGCGUCUCCAAUUCCCGCUGGAUUCCCUGUACGUCAUUGAUGGAAGCAAGCGCUCCGCUCACAGCAACGCCUAUUUCUUCGGUCUGCCCUGGAAGAAGCACAUCGUCAUCUACGACACACUGAUUGCGAAGUCUGAGCCGGAGGAAGUUAUUGCAGUGCUGGGCCAUGAGCUUGGCCAUUGGUCUUUGUCCCACACCACGAAAUUGCUCGGCAUCGCUCAGGCUCACAUGCUCUACAUCUUCGCCCUAUUCUCAGUCUUCAUCAACAACGCUUCUCUGUACAAUGCCUUUGGUUUCCACACGCAGCGGCCCAUCAUCAUCGGCUUCAUCCUAUUCUCCGACGCUCUUGCGCCAAUGGAUGCCGUUGUCAAACUGCUCAUGAACAUCCUCUCCCGCAAAUUCGAAUUCGAGGCUGACAAAUUUGCGCUCGACCUGGGGUACAAAAAGGAAUUGGCGCGGAGUCUGAUCAAGCUGCAGGUGCAGAACCUGAGCACCAUGGACGCGGACUGGAUGUACGCGAGCUAUCACUAUAGCCACCCGAUUCUGGCGGAGCGGUUGAAGGGACUCGGGUGGGUGAGCGAGAGCAAGGUCGCGGAGGAGGAGCCUGAGGUGUUGACCGCGAAGGACCGCGAGCUGUAG